This is a messenger RNA of Cladocopium goreaui, 618 nucleotides long. Lineage: Eukaryota; Dinophyceae; Suessiales; Symbiodiniaceae. The record is from the annotation of a GenBank genome assembly.
AUGCGUGCGGGACAGCUGGCCCUCAAGGCACCUGCAGGCCCCGCAGACCUUCAGGACUUUGCAGGGGAAACCCUGACGUGGUGUUUGUGGGUGUUGCUUUGUUGUUUUGAUGCCAUCGGUUUCCCGGGCGAAGAUCGAAGUACAGAUGAUCUGGGGUCAAGUUUCGAAGCACAGCUAGGAAGGCUGUACAGUUUCGGUGUUGCAUCCGCGGCACCUCCCUUCCUCAGCACAGGGAAGGGAAACGAUGGUGGCCUCCAAACGGGGACCUUUGAAAGGGGUCCCAUUCUGGAGAGCCAUCGUUUUGUGAUGGUGGAGUCUCUGUCCAUGAUCUUUCAACGUGCUUGCGAAUUUCUACUGAUCGGUGUGGCCGUUUUGGUGGCCAGCAGCUUUGGUCUGGAGGGCUUGCAAGGCCUGGGUCCAGUGGCCGUGAGCGCGUGGCUGGCGGCCGAAUCCUUGUUACAUCCAUACAGUGUGGCCACCACCACCAUUUUGCAUUGCUGUUUGUUGGACAAGGACGCCCCUCAGGAGGGUAAGGUUCCCCCCGAAGCUGUGCAACUUCAGCGAACAAUGGAAGAACUCAGCGGAACAGAUGGAUCCUUUGUGCAACACUACCGCUGA